GCGACGAUUUGACCCAAGUUACUGUGUGCGAGGACUCGGAGACAACACCAAGCAUGGCUCAUCUUGUGCGUAAAUAACACCAACUCCGACUGUGCCAAAAUACGCACGACCUCGCCACAUACGGACACAUGUUGGAGACGGACCACGGUCAUGGAGGGUCUACAAGCCGAUCGCCCCGGACUGGACAUCGAGGAGGAGGAGGAGAAGUACCGCGCUCUCGCUUUGGACACGGCUCUGAGCACUCUGGCGGCGGUGCUCGUAUACGUGGUGGUCAAAGUGAGUCUGGACGGCAUCCGGCAGUGGCGAGCACGCGUGUCGGUGCUGAUCGUGGGCUCGGGACCCGUGGGGCUCACCGCUGCCCUGGUCGCUGUCCGCUCGGGGAAGGUGCUGAAGCUGACGGUGCUGGAUGAGAGGUACCGGAGCUCGCUGCUGUGCCGGCCCCAGCAGAUCGCCCUGGACCCCCGCAGCGUGAGGUUCCUGCUCGGGCUUGGGGUGGACUUCGAUAACAUGGAGGGCUGUUGGCACAACGAACACUUCUUCACCCGAAUAGGGGUGUUUCAGGAGUACCUGCUGAGCAUCCUGGAGCAGAGGAAGCAUAAGGUGGACGUAAAGGUGCAGCUCGGGACCAAGUUCUCUGAGGAGUAUGUGCGUCGCCUCCCCUCCGCAGACUGGCCGCGGGUCAUCGUGGUGGCUGAUGGGUCAUGUGGAGACUCCUGCUCUGUGCUGGGUCUAAGCUCAGACUACACCGUGGAGUCGUGCCAGGCCUAUGGAGCUAACGCCACUAUAGAGAGGCUGGACCAAAGACAGGUGCCCACCCCUGAGAUCCGUGCUCACAGCCUGUUCUUCGACCUGUCUGCAUAUGGUGUGGAGGCCCUCAGAGAACACAAGAACCCCUCAGCCAAGCCAGGGUUCCACCUCAAGAUCUACGGAACCUUCAGGAACCGCUACAUGGCCCUGGUCUGCCCGGCUUCUGACACUAAGAUGGUCCGCUUCCUCCGCCACACCGCCAACGCCUCUAUCAUGAAGAACAUUUUCCACCAGUCGUUUAACGUGUACAAGACAGACAUCGAGCCACGUCUGAGUGAGGUGACCCUGCAUCAGCUCCAGUGCUCCAGACGUCUGUUUGAAGUGCAGCUGUCCCACCGCACCGUCAGCGCUGCCUACAUCGCUGGGGACAACGUGGCCGUCGUCGUGGAGGGGGAGGCGGCCCGUGUGCUCAACUUUGAUACAGGUUGUGGGGUGAACCUGGGCAUGCGUGGUCUGGAGUCUUUGGGCACCUUCAUCUAUGGCAUGGCUACAGCAGUGGACCAGAGCGAUGUGCUGGAGGCGCUGUCGGCCAAAAUGAGCCACUCCAAACAAGUGGUUCAGGACUUUAAACGCACAGGGCUGUCUGAGGCCAUGUACCACUGACUGCUGCCCUCUAGUGGAGCUUCUGUGUACUAAUGUGCCAUCAGUGUCUGUAGCUAUUUACUUCAGAGAAGGUCAAAAGCUGGACAAAAAUCAAGUGACCAAAAAAUAAAUAUAAAAUAAAUAUAUUAUAUAAAUAAAAUAAAAAUUAUCUGAUGAUAUUGUUAUUAUUGUAUUUAAAGUGACAGUAUGUAGCUUUCUGGAGGUGGAAAUUAAAAGUUAAAACCAUACUUCAAAAUAUUUCCAUGGAGAUUCGUUUUACACACACUAUGGAAGGUUAUAGCCAAAGGAACAACAUCUUCAUGGAAACAAACAGGAGGAGGCCCUCUUCCAGGCCAAAUAAGAGCCAGGUUUGUGGAGAUGCAAGCCUGCUCAUGCAUGUUUUUCUAUGUUUUUCAGUGUAAUAAAAACACCCAUUAUG
Boleophthalmus pectinirostris (great blue-spotted mudskipper) is the source of this 1828-nucleotide messenger RNA. RefSeq lists its product as uncharacterized. Bases 151 to 1410 code for a protein of 419 amino acids. The transcript is spliced from 5 exons. The record is from RefSeq and is a predicted model, not a curated record. Lineage: Eukaryota; Metazoa; Chordata; Actinopteri; Gobiiformes; Gobiidae.